AAUGGCGUUCGCCCCGCCCCUGCAAGGCGUCGCUGCGAACUCUGCGUCCCCUUUAGAAGAGAAGCCGGGAGCUAAGAUGGCGGCCGCCGACGGAGAUGACUCGCUGUACCCAAUUGCCGUGCUGAUCGACGAGCUACGGAACGAGGACGUUCAGCUUCGUCUGAACAGCAUCAAGAAACUCUCCACCAUUGCGUUGGCCUUGGGCGUUGAGCGGACGCGCAGUGAGCUCUUGCCUUUUCUCACAGAUACUAUUUACGAUGAGGAUGAGGUGCUACUCGCCCUUGCGGAGCAGCUGGGAACCUUCACAGCUCUGGUUGGGGGCCCUGAAUAUGUCCACUGUUUAUUGCCUCCACUUGAGAGCCUUGCUACAGUGGAGGAGACAGUGGUGCGGGACAAGGCGGUGGAAUCCCUGCGCGCAAUCUCCCAUGAGCACUCUCCAUCUGACCUUGAGGCCCAUUUUGUGCCCCUGGUGAAGCGCCUGGCAGGAGGUGACUGGUUCACCUCUCGCACCUCUGCUUGUGGCCUCUUCAGCGUCUGUUACCCGCGAGUCUCCAGUUCAGUGAAAGCUGAGCUCCGUCAAUAUUUCCGGAACCUAUGCUCAGAUGAUACCCCAAUGGUGAGGCGAGCAGCAGCCUCCAAGCUGGGUGAAUUUGCCAAAGUCUUGGAGUUGGAACAUGUCAAGAGUGAGAUCAUCCCCAUGUUCUCUAACCUGGCGUCUGAUGAGCAGGACUCAGUUCGUUUAUUGGCUGUGGAAGCAUGUGUUAAUAUUGCUCAGCUCCUGCCCCAGGAAGACCUGGAAUCUUUGGUCAUGCCAACGCUACGGCAAGCAGCAGAAGACAAAUCUUGGCGGGUCCGUUACAUGGUGGCUGAUAAGUUCACAGAGCUCCAAAAAGCUGUUGGGCCAGAAAUCACUAAGACUGACUUAGUGCCAGCCUUCCAGAACCUCAUGAAAGACUGUGAAGCUGAAGUCCGGGCUGCUGCCUCCCACAAAGUCAAAGAGUUCUGUGAGAACCUCUCUGCUGAUUGUCGUGAAAAUGUCAUCAUGACCCAAAUCUUGCCCUGCAUCAAGGAACUAGUGUCAGAUGCAAAUCAGCAUGUCAAAUCAGCAUUGGCCUCUGUGAUCAUGGGGCUCUCUCCCAUUUUGGGCAAGGACAAUACAAUUGAACACCUCUUGCCUCUCUUCCUGGCUCAGCUCAAAGAUGAGUGUCCCGAAGUCCGACUCAACAUAAUCUCCAACCUGGACUGCGUGAAUGAGGUGAUUGGUAUCCGGCAAUUGUCUCAGUCCCUCCUCCCAGCCAUUGUGGAAUUGGCGGAGGAUGCCAAAUGGCGUGUGCGAUUGGCUAUCAUUGAGUACAUGCCCCUGUUGGCUGGGCAACUGGGUGUAGAAUUCUUUGAUGAGAAGCUGAACUCCCUUUGCAUGGCAUGGCUUGUGGAUCACGUCUAUGCCAUCCGAGAAGCGGCUACCAGCAACCUUAAGAAGCUUGUGGAGAAGUUUGGCAAGGACUGGGCCCAUGCCACUAUAAUCCCAAAGGUGCUGGCUAUGUCCAAUGACCCCAACUACUUACACCGCAUGACCACACUCUUCUGUAUCAAUGUGCUGUCAGAGGUGUGUGGGCAGGAGAUCACCACAAAGCACAUGCUUCCCACCGUUUUGCGGAUGGCAGGCGAUGCAGUAGCAAAUGUCCGCUUCAAUGUGGCCAAGUCCCUUCAGAAAAUUGGACCAAUCCUGGACAACAGCACCCUUCAAAAUGAAGUGAAGCCAGUUCUGGAAAAACUAACACAGGAUGCUGAUGUGGAUGUCAAAUACUUUGCCCAGGAGGCACUGACUGUGUUGGCGUUGGCUUGAGCCUUGGGACCUGGCUGUGUUGUGUCUUCAGCUUGGACGCCAAUGGACCGACCCGUUCUCCCCUUUCCCUGCAUGUGUAUGAACACCCCCCUCCCGAUCCAUGUGGUGGUAAUGGUAUCAGCCUGAGCUGAUUCUUGCCCCCACUGGAGUCCAUCUUCCUCCCCUACUCUUAGCUCUGUGUUUUCAGACCUUCUUGGGCAGCUGUGAUACUCUCUCCCCUUCCCAUCUUAGACAGGUUUAAUUUGUUUGUUUCUUUCAUCACCCGGAGGCAGCAAACAGUUCCUAGUUCUAUGUCCUGGUGCAAGCUUGCAAGAGAGGCAGAGGCAUGUUGAAUCUGAGCUUAGCAAGAGGUGAAACUUGCUUGCUUGGGCACCCUGUAACAUUAUUGGCCAGGGUUUGCAUGAGAAUGUUCCCACAGUGCUGUAUGUAGCUGUGCAUGCAGUAUCAAUCUGGCCUUUUUCUUGCUGGUAUUUGCUCACCGGCAGCCUGAUGGGUCCUGCAGUUCCCCCAUCCCAAUUAGUCCCUAUUUUUUUCCAUUCAGUGUUCAACACCAGUCUAAUCAGAAAAAGCAUUAGAAAUGAGCUGAAAGCCAGAGAGGUUGCCUUGAUUUGCAAAAGUUCUUGGUUGGUUGUGGGAUGCCUUGGAGCUCUCCCUUUUACGGUCCAGAAAAGGUAGAGAGGGCUGGUCAAACCUCCUCUUAAAAUCUACCUGAUUAAACUGGGUAAUAAUAUCCUUUGCAUAUCUAAUUUUAUGAUCUGCUGUCUGCUUGAAAGAGGUUGGCAUUAGAGAUGGCAUCUGUAGUUUAAGUGAGUACAGCUGAUGUGAUUUGGGGGUGGAGGUUUUAAAACAGGCAAGUAUUGCAUUGCCUCAUUCCUUUGCAUUGGGCUACUGCCUGUGGACUAAAAUGAGUCAGGGACUUGCAUUAUUAAGCAAACUUCUGGGCUAUGCCUUUCCUAAAUAAGGAGCCAUAGGAGAUGCUUUAUGAGAAAAACAGGCAUAUGAGGGAAAACCAAAUGGCUUUCUCUCUGGUGAUGCUUAAAUGAUCCUGUGGUGUGUUUGCCAGUUGCAAUUCUCAGUUUUUUUUAUCACAUGACACUGAAAAAAGACAACUUUCUUCUCCCUUGUCUUCAAACAUUUCCCCAAAAUCUCUUGAACCCUCCCAUUUCCCAGAUUCUGCUGCCUCCUCUGCGGUUCUUGCACUGGACAAGUGAAAUGUGUGUGUGUGUUUUCUAACCACAUACCCCCCUAAUACAAACACACCCACCCUCUGUUAGUGGCAUGUCAUUUAAAAAUUGUUGGAUUAUUAUUAUUAUUUUGGUGUACACUUGUUUAAUCCCACCUCCCCUUACGAUUAAUAAAAUGCUCGAACGUUA
Molecule: messenger RNA, 3219 nt
Organism: Sceloporus undulatus (fence lizard)
Lineage: Eukaryota; Metazoa; Chordata; Lepidosauria; Squamata; Phrynosomatidae
Gene: PPP2R1A
Product: protein phosphatase 2 scaffold subunit Aalpha
Exons: 15
Coding region: 2-1846 (614 amino acids)
Biological process (GO): protein dephosphorylation
Cellular component (GO): cytoplasm; protein phosphatase type 2A complex
Molecular function (GO): protein binding; protein phosphatase regulator activity
Source: RefSeq, a predicted model, not a curated record